Molecule: messenger RNA, 3763 nt
Organism: Lemur catta (Ring-tailed lemur)
Lineage: Eukaryota; Metazoa; Chordata; Mammalia; Primates; Lemuridae
Gene: RALGDS
Product: ral guanine nucleotide dissociation stimulator
Exons: 18
Coding region: 217-2892 (891 amino acids)
Biological process (GO): positive regulation of GTPase activity; Ras protein signal transduction
Cellular component (GO): plasma membrane
Molecular function (GO): guanyl-nucleotide exchange factor activity
Source: RefSeq, a predicted model, not a curated record
GGCGGGCCCGAGCGGCCGGCGGCGCGGCGCAGACAAUGGGAGCGGCGCGGGCGGCGGCGGCGCGGGCCGCGGAGCCCCGGGCCCGGCGGGGACCGGAGGCCGCGCCAUGAGCCCCGCAGCCGGGCGCCCCCCUGCGCCGCGCGCGGGCCGAGGCGAGCGGCCACUGCGAGCCCCGGGCCCCGCCCUGGGGCUGGCGAUGCGCUGCCAAGGCUGAGGAUGAUGGUAGAUUGCCAGAGCUCCACACAGGAGAUCGGCGAGGAGCUGAUCAACGGGGUCGUCUACUCCAUCUCCCUGCGCAGGGUGCAGCUGCACCACGGUGCCACCAAGGGCCAGCGCUGGCUCGGGUAUGAGAACGAGUCGGCCCUGAACCUUUACGAGACCUGCAAGGUGCGGACCGUGAAGGCAGGCACGCUGGAGAAGCUGGUGGAGCACCUGGUGCCCGCCUUCCAGGGCAGCGACCUCUCCUACGUCACCAUCUUCCUGUGCACCUACAGAGCCUUCACCACCACCCAACAGGUGCUGGACCUGCUGUUCAAAAGGUACGGUAGAUGUGACGCCCUCACGGCCUCCUCUAGAUACGGAUGCAUCCUCCCUUAUUCCCACGAGGACGGCGGACCCCAGGACCAACUGAAAAAUGCCAUUUCCUCCAUCCUGGGCACCUGGCUGGACCAGUACUCGGAAGAUUUCUGUCAGCCCCCAGACUUCCCCUGCCUCAAGCAGCUAGUGGCCUACGUGCAGCUCAACAUGCCCGGCUCAGACCUGGAGCGCCGCGCCCACCUCCUCCUGGCCCAGCUGGAGCGCUCGGAACCCCUCGAGGCAGAGCCUGAGGCCCUUUCACCAGCUCCAGUGCCAGCUCUAAAACCAGCUCUGGAGCUAGAGCCGGCUCCAGUGCCAGCUCCACCACCGAGUCCCGUGCCAGCACCAGAGCUAGAGCCAGCGCCAGCCCCAGAGCUAGAGCCAGCGCCAGCUCCAGAGCUAGAGCCAGCGCCAGCCCCAGAGCUAGAGCCAGCGCCAGCCCCAGAGCUAGAGCCAGCGCCAGCCCCAGAGCUAGAGCCAGCGCCAGCUCCAGAGCGGGAAGCAGCUCCAGCGCCAGAGCUGGAGGCAGCGCCAGCACCACCUCUCGAGCUAGAGCCAGUUCUGGUGUCAGCGCUCGUGCCAGCCCCAGAGCUGGAGCCGGCUCUGUCACAGACUCUCGAGCUAGAGCCAGUUCCAACGCCAGCUCCACCAUCAGAGCCUUCCUGGCCGUCACCUGUGCUUGCAGAGAACGGGCUGAGUGAGGAGAAGCCUCACCUCCUGGUGUUCCCUCCCGACCUGGUGGCCGAGCAGUUUACGCUGAUGGACGCGGAGCUGUUCAAGAAGGUGGUGCCCUACCACUGCCUGGGCUCCAUCUGGUCCCAACGGGACAAGAAGGGCAAGGAGCACCUGGCACCCACCAUCCGUGCCACCGUCACCCAGUUCAACAAUGUGGCCAACUGCGUCAUCACUACCUGUCUCGGGGACCGGAGCAUGAAGGCCCCAGACAGGGCCAGGGUGGUGGAGCACUGGAUCGAGGUGGCCAGGGAAUGCCGUGUCCUCAAGAACUUCUCGUCCCUCCACGCCGUCCUCUCCGCCCUGCAGAGCAACUCCAUCCACCGCCUGAAGAAGACGUGGGAGGAGGUUUCCAGGGACAGCUUCCGGAUCUUUCAAAAGCUGUCAGAGAUUUUCUCAGAUGACAACAACUACUCGCUGAGCAGAGAGCUACUCAUCAAGGAGGGGACCUCCAAGUUUGCCACCCUGGAGAUGAACCCCAAGAGAGCCCAGAAGCGGCCGAAGGAGACGGGAGCCAUCCAGGGCACCGUCCCCUACCUGGGCACGUUCCUCACUGACCUGGUGAUGCUGGACACUGCCAUGAAGGACUAUCUGUAUGGGAGACUGAUCAACUUCGAGAAGAGGAGGAAGGAAUUCGAAGUGAUCGCCCAGAUCAAGCUGCUGCAGUCGGCCUGCAACAACUACAGCAUCGCGCCCGAGGAGCACUUUCGGGCCUGGUUCCGGGCCAUGGAGCGGCUCAGCGAGACUGAGAGUUACAACCUGUCGUGUGAGCUGGAGCCCCCCUCCGAGUCGGCCAGCAACACCCUCAAGACCAAGAAGAACGUGGCCAUCGUCAAGCGGUGGAGCGACCGCCAGGCCCCCAGCACGGAGCUCAGUACCAGCGGCAGCUCCCACUCCAAGUCCUGUGACCAGCUCAGGUGCGGCCCCUACCUCAGCAGCGGGGACUUUGCGGAUGCGCUCAGCGUGCACUCCGCCGGCUCCUCCAGCUCCGACGUGGAGGAGAUCAACAUGAGCUUUGUCCCGGAGUCCCCCGAUGGCCAGGAAAAGAAGUUCUGGGAGUCAGCGUCCCAGUCAUCCCCGGAGACCUCGGGCAUCAGCUCUGCCUCCAGCAGCACCUCGUCCUCUUCGGCCUCCACCACGCCUGUGGCCAGCACACGCACCCACAAGCGCUCCGUCUCAGGGGUCUGCGGCCACGGCGCCUCACUGCCGCUCUACAACCAGCAGGUGGGCGACUGCUGCAUCAUCCGCGUCAGCCUGGACGUGGACAACGGCAACAUGUACAAGAGCAUCCUGGUGACCAGCCAAGAUAAGGCUCCGGCCGUGAUCCGCAAGGCCAUGGACAAACACAACCUGGAUGAGGAUGAGCCAGAGGACUACGAGCUGGUACAGAUCAUUUCAGAGGAUCGGAAGCUGAAGAUACCCGAGAACGCCAAUGUAUUCUAUGCCAUGAACUCUGCCGCCAACUACGACUUUGUCCUGAAGAAGCGGAACUUCACCAAAGGGGCAAAGGUCAAGCAUGGAGCCAGCUCCACCCUCCCCCGCAUGAAGCAGAAAGGACUCAAGAUUGCCAAGGGCAUCUUCUGAGGGCGUCUCCCCGGGCCUGGCUGGCCAGGAGCUAAGAAUUGACAGACUACAGUGGCCUAGGCCCGCCGGGCACCUGCCGCCCACCUGCCAGCCCAGGGCACCCCCAGACUCCACUUUCACCCUGAACCUCUCCUGCUGCCGGGAUUGAUGCCUGCCGCUCGGCAGGCUGACCUGGCCUCCCGUGGACCACUCGCCGCCUUAGGUGCCUUCUGCUCUCUGGAACCAGAGGACUAGCUGACUGUUGCCAAGGAGCGGUGCCAAUGGGCAUGGUGCCCUGGUACCAUGGUACCUGCCCCUGGGCACUGCCUCUGUACACUUCCCUGACACCUUCCCAGGUGCAGGUCACUGCCACCUGUGCCACAGGCACCCCAGAGCACCCACUCACCCACCAGGUCUGAACACUGCAGUUCUCUCCUCGUGCCCACAGGCUCUGGCCUGUGACCUUCGCAGGGGUCCCGGCCCCUCCUCCCACCACUCUAGCCUUUCUGGGCUGCACCAAAGAUCCCGUCAUCAGGGCCAACUGAGAGUGGGGGAGUCUCGCCCACCACUUGCCCCGCCCUCCCCCGGGAGAGGAGAGAGGAACCCUCUUCAUGGACCACACUCUUCACCCAGUGAGUGAGGACAGUCCCAGCGGAGUCCCAUCGAUGUUGAGUCUCACGCCACUGCAAGUGCCAUUCACCGCUGCAUCCUGGGCUUUGCAAGACCACACGAGACGGGGGUUGCUGGGGAAGGAGGGUUUGGGGUGGGAAGGUGAUUGAAUAUUUGUAUAAAAAGAAAAAAAUGUUUACUGAUUGGGGAGGGGCAAUAUUUAUUUGUUGUAAAUAGCAAAUGCUAGACUUGAAUAUUAUAUUAAAAUCCUGUUUCUACUACA